AAAUAUUUUUUAACAAAAUCCCAUCUUUGUUCCUUGGUCAUCCCCAUCGCGGCUUCUCUCGCAAAAUCCCUAAUCAUGCCUCUAAAUAAGCGAAAGAUGACGACGAAGAUGGAAACUGAACCGGCUCCGAGAAACAAGAAAUCCAGAGCGACAAAAACAACAAAGGAAGAGGUUCAGUACGUGGAGGAGAAACGUAAUCUGGAAGAUUUGUGGAAGGUUGCAUUUCCCGUGGGAAUUGAGUGGGACAAAUUUGAUGCACUUUACGAAUUCAACUGGGAUUUCAAAAUUCUUGAAGAAGGAUUGCUCCUUGGGAAGAAAUUCUUUGUUUUUGUUUCUGCCGAACCUCAAUUAGUCUCCUACAAAGAUACAAGGAAGAUUAGAGAUAUCCCAACAGUGAUUGCUAUUGAAUCUGUCUUUCCACCUUCUGAUAAGAUAGGAGCAGUAUCUAUUCAAAGUGCAAUGGAGGAAAGCUUUCCAAUGAAGCAGAUGAAAAUGGACUGGAUUCCUUACAUUCCUAUUGAGAAAAGAGAUAGACAAGUUGACAGGAUGUACUUUCAAAUUUUUAUCUUGGGCUGUAAACAAAGGAGAUCUGCUCUCAGACAGUUGAAGGAAGAACGUGCUAGGAUGUUCGAGUAUUGCAUUCCCUAUUUCUAUCAACCAAUUGAGGAAAAUGAACUUGAAGAGAGUACCGUAGUCUACAUGAUUUUCCCCACUGAACCGCCGCUGCCAUGUGAAUUUGACUGGGAGCUUGAUGAACUUGAGGAAUUUGUUGAUGGUCAGAUUGAGAAUGAAAAAUUAUGCGCGGAACAAAGGGAUGAAUUCAAAGAAUUUGUGAAAGAGCAGGUUCGAGCGGCCAAGAAAGCUAACCGAGAGGCAAAAGAUGCUCGAAAGAAAGCGAAAGAAUUGGACGUAGAUACACAGCGAGCCUUUCAAAGCAUGAGGUUCUACAAAUUCUACCCUCAGCCUUCACCAGAUGUCCCUACAUUCGAGAAGUCGCCGUUCAUUAACAGAUUCUACGGGAAGACUCAUAAAGUCCUUUGAAGAAUAGGAGCGCGUGACUAUUAUCUCUUGCAGGGGCGGAGGCAGUGUGUGUUAGCAUGUGGUCAAUUGACCCCUAUGGAUUUACAACAACAACGAAAAAAAAUACUGUAUUUUUAGAAGAAAAAUCAGAAAAAAAAAAUCAUGAAAAUAUGCAU
Messenger RNA from Camelina sativa (false flax), 1196 nucleotides. The record is from RefSeq and is a predicted model, not a curated record. Lineage: Eukaryota; Viridiplantae; Streptophyta; Magnoliopsida; Brassicales; Brassicaceae.